Molecule: messenger RNA, 1242 nt
Organism: Eptesicus fuscus (big brown bat)
Lineage: Eukaryota; Metazoa; Chordata; Mammalia; Chiroptera; Vespertilionidae
Gene: MMP23B
Product: matrix metallopeptidase 23B
Exons: 8
Coding region: 16-1242 (408 amino acids)
Biological process (GO): proteolysis; extracellular matrix organization; collagen catabolic process
Cellular component (GO): extracellular matrix
Molecular function (GO): metalloendopeptidase activity; zinc ion binding
Source: RefSeq, a predicted model, not a curated record
AAGUCCGCAGGCGCCAUGGCCCGCGGGGCCUGCGUCCCCUGGGCGUCGUCGGGGGCCCGCGCUCAGGCCGGCUGGUGGGGGGCCGUGCUGGGCGCCCUGUGCCUGCUGCCCGCGCUCCUGCUGCUGGUCCGGCCGGGGGCCCCGCCGGCUGCCUGGCCCGCCGCAAGCGCAGCGCAGGUGACCCUGGCUGCCUCCUCAGAGCACUCGCUUCCCUUGAAGGAAGACGCCGCGACCCACCCCGCCGGUGCCCUCAGCACCCCGGGGCCCGGCCCGCUGCCGCCCCAGGCGCCCCGCAGACGCCGCUACACGCUGACCCCCGCCAGGCUGCGCUGGGACCACUUCAACCUCACAUACAGGAUCCUCUCCUUCCCGCGGAAUCUGCUGAGCCCCAGCGAGACCCGGCGGGGCCUGGCCGCCGCCUUCCGCAUGUGGAGUGACGUGUCCCCCUUCAGCUUCCGCGAGGUGGCCCCCGAGCAGCCCAGCGACCUCCGAAUAGGCUUCUACCCGGCCAACCACACGGACUGCCUGGUGUCCGCGCUGCACCACUGCUUCGACGGCCCCACGGGCGAGCUGGCCCACGCCUUCUUCCCCCCGCACGGCGGCAUCCACUUCGACGACAGCGAGUACUGGGUCCUGGGCCCCACGCGCUACAGCUGGAAGAAAGGCGUGUGGCUGACCGACCUGGUGCACGUGGCGGCCCACGAGAUCGGCCACGCGCUGGGCCUGAUGCACUCGCAGCAUGGCCGCGCGCUCAUGCACCUCAACGCCACGCUGCGCGGCUGGAAGGCGCUGUCGCAGGAUGAGCUGUGGGGGCUGCACCGGCUCUACGGCUGCCUGGACCGGCUGUUCGUGUGCGCGUCCUGGGCGCGGAGGGGUUUCUGCGACGCCCGCCGGAGGCUCAUGAAGAGGCUGUGCCCCAGCAGCUGCGACUUCUGUUACGAGUUCCCCUUCCCCACGGUGGCCGCCACCGUGCCGCCCCCCAGGACCAAAACCCGCCUGGUGUCGGAGGGCAGGAACGUGACCUUCCGCUGCGGCCAGAAGAUCCUGCACAAGAAAGGCAAAGUGCACUGGUACAAGGACCAGGAGCCGCUGGAGUCCUCCUACCCCGGGUACCUGGCGCUGGGCGAGGCGCACCUGAGCAUCAUCGCCAACGCCAUCAACGAGGGCACCUACACCUGCGUGGUGCGCCGGCGGCAGCGCGUGCUCAGCACCUACUCCUGGCGCGUGCGCGUGCGCCCCUGA